Pan troglodytes (chimpanzee) is the source of this 1576-nucleotide messenger RNA. It is a transcript of the gene TATDN1, whose product is annotated as TatD DNase domain containing 1. The transcript is spliced from 15 exons. The record is from RefSeq and is a predicted model, not a curated record. Lineage: Eukaryota; Metazoa; Chordata; Mammalia; Primates; Hominidae. Gene Ontology annotation, cellular component: cytosol. Bases 590 to 1501 code for a protein of 303 amino acids. Gene Ontology annotation, molecular function: 3'-5'-DNA exonuclease activity.
GCCACUUCCGCUUCCGCCGGGGAGGUCCCCCAUGCGCAGUCAUGAGUCGCUUCAAGUUUAUCGAUACUGGUAUCAACUUGACUGACCCUAUGUUCAGAGGAAUUUAUAGGGGGGUUCAAAAGCAUCAAGAUGACUUACAGGAUGUAAUAGGGAGAGCUGUCGAGAUUGGUGUUAAAAAGUUUAUGAUUACAGGUGGAAAUCUACAAGACAGUAAAGAUGCACUGCAUUUGGCACAAACAAAUGAUAUGUUUUUCAGUACAGUUGGAUGUCAUCCUACAAGAUGUGGUGAAUUUGAAAAGAAUAACCCUGAUCUUUACUUAAAGGAGUUGCUAAAUCUUGCUGAAAACAAUAAAGGGAAAGUUGUGGCAAUAGGAGAAUGUGGACUUGAUUUUGACCGACUGCAGUUUUGUCCCAAAGAUACUCAACUCAAGAGCCAUGUUGAAUGGUGGCUGCUGAGAAAACUCCAAAGCUCACGACCCUGCAGGACUUCCUGUAACCCAUUGCCUGGAGCUAAAUUUGGAGCUCCUGUCAUCAUACUGGUGGAUAUUUUGAAAAACAGUUUGAACUGUCAGAACAAACAAAAUUACCAAUGUUUCUUCAUUGUCGAAACUCACAUGCUGAAUUUUUGGACAUAAUGAAAAGAAAUAGAGAUCGGUGUGUAGGGGGAGUGGUGCAUUCAUUUGAUGGUACCAAGGAAGCAGCAGCUGCUUUGAUUGACUUGGAUCUUUAUAUAGGAUUUAAUGCAUUAUGUAUACAUAUACACGUCAUAUCUGACUAUGGACGAACGGUUUAUUCUGUGACAGUCAUACAUCUCUGCAGGCAAAGAAACCGAGGCUCAAAGAAAUUAGGAAACAGCUCACUGAAAACUGAAGCUAAUUUGGAAGUUUUGAAGUCAAUUCCUAGUGAAAAAUUAAUGAUUGAGACAGAUGCACCUUGGUGUGGAGUCAAAAGUACACAUGCUGGAUCAAAAUAUAUAAGAACUGCAUUUCCUACCAAAAAGAAGUGGGAAAGUGGGCACUGCUUAAAAGACAGAAAUGAACCCUGCCAUAUAAUGCUGGAAUGCAAUGGCGUGAUCUUGGCUCACUGCAACCUCUGCCUCCCAGGUUCAAGCGAUUCUUCUGCUUCAGCCUCCCAAGAAGCUGGGAUUACAGACACUUCACGAUCCUGUGGACCCUCGGGUGCAGCAGAAGUGACAACAUACAAGUACUCGGCAUUUGGUAAUAAAGGGAAACUGAGGCCCACGCCUUGGCAGAAGUCCAAGGUCACACACGACGAGACUGGGAUAGCAGAGUUGUUUUUCGAAGGCUGUCGCAUAGGACGCGGUAAGCCAGUACUCAUUUCCCAAGACAAACGGGCAAAGAGCUGCAUGCUCACACAUCCUUACUUUCUCCCCACCUCACUCAGGUACAACACUGAAUCCUCGCUAGGGGGACUGCUCCGCUGUCAACUCAGACAAGUAUCAUCUCCUUCCCCCUCCCAACCCGUAAAGACGACCCUUUGAGGGAUGAAACUGUAGUUCCCAAAGACACAUACUCGACCCAUGGCCUCUGCGCGCCUGCCCGCUCCCCGGGGAACG